GCCACACGCAAUUCAGGGUCGAAAAGGUCAAAGUGAGUCCUGACCACAAGUUGCUCGCGUACUCGGUGGACUUAACGGGCUUCGAAACGUACGACGUUUUUAUCAAGGAUUUGACCACCAACACCAUAACCAAGGCUGUGGAAGGGUGCGAUGGCACGAUCGAGUGGGGUUGGGACGCUGAGACUCUGUUUUAUGUGACGCCGGACGCCACCAGCCGCAGACACAAGGUGUGGUCGCAUCUGGUGGGCGCUCCGAAGUCGGCUGACACGAGUAACAUUCCUACGACGAGGAAACGCCAACAAACGCCGAAGAACGAUCGCGGUCGCGUGACCGGAUCGAGGGGCCGCGAGGACGCGCCGCUCGUCGCACCGUUGAGAACCCGUUCAGAUCUCCCCGACGAUGACAGCCACCUGCUGUUGACGAGUGGCAACCGCCACGUGGUGGGUUUUACACCCCCGCCACAACCCGAGGAACACCAGCUGUCGCAGCAUGGCGCUUCAGUGCCGUUGCCAGCCGACAACGACCCGUCGGACGUCCGUGACGAUACGGACAUGGGCAGCGAUGGCGGUUACGGCCGUACGGCGCCGCAAGUUUGGAACGCGCCGGCGCUCCCGCAGCCGCCAACAUUUUCGGGCUCGACCAAGGCCGAAAGAGGCAAUUUUAUGCGCGAGUACCAGAAGUAUCUGGGGCAGAUCAACGCUCUGCAGUUGUAG
This is a messenger RNA of Aphanomyces astaci, 713 nucleotides long. RefSeq lists its product as hypothetical. Gene Ontology annotation, molecular function: serine-type endopeptidase activity. The annotation marks the transcript as partial. The transcript has 4 exons. Lineage: Eukaryota; Oomycota; Saprolegniomycetes; Saprolegniales; Verrucalvaceae. The record is from RefSeq and is a predicted model, not a curated record.